Messenger RNA from Eleginops maclovinus (Patagonian blennie), 5597 nucleotides. It is a transcript of the gene dgke, whose product is annotated as diacylglycerol kinase, epsilon. Lineage: Eukaryota; Metazoa; Chordata; Actinopteri; Perciformes; Eleginopidae. Gene Ontology annotation, molecular function: ATP-dependent diacylglycerol kinase activity. The coding region runs from base 221 to 1948 and encodes 575 amino acids. The record is from RefSeq and is a predicted model, not a curated record. The transcript has 11 exons.
GGUAGCUCAUUGGCCCAACGUCACAUCACCGUCUUCUUGUUUAUAGCUAGUUCUCCAGAAACCGUGUUAAAUCGGAGCUGAUAUCAGUGGCAGCCGUUUGUGAGUGUCUGUGAACAUGCGUGUCGCGGGGAGAAGGUUGCGCGCGACGCCUACCCUCUCUGUUGUUUACAUAGACUGAUUUCCGCUGUUUAGCAUCACUCGUCACUACCGACCAGCAGCGAUGUACAAGGAGGGAGACGAGGUGCCGGACGACUGCGGCUCCCGGGAGGAGUGGACGCUGCUCUUCUGGACUUCUCUGGCUGUCAUCGUCCCGGUCAUCAUCACGCUGUGGUGCAGCGCGCAACGCUCCAAGCGGAAAACGCACAUGAAGGAUUUCUUCCGUAAGAGCAAGCACGGCUGGCACUACACAGACCUGUUCAACAAGCCCACCUACUGCUGCAUCUGCUCGCAGCACAUCCUGCAGGGGGCUUUCUGCGACUGCUGCGGGGUAUGCGCAGACGAGCAGUGCCUGCGCCGGGCCGACCGCAUCCUGCUGUGCAAGGAGAUCAUGGCCCCCUGCGGCCCCGGCGGAGCCAUGGAGCACCGCUGGGUGCGAGGAAACGUCCCCCUCGCCAGCUACUGUGCGGUGUGCAAACAGCAGUGUGGCACCCAGCCGAAGCUCUGCGACUUCAGGUGUGUGUGGUGUCAGAACACAGUGCACGAUGACUGCAUUGAAAACCUCCCGGACUCAGACCAGUGUGAGCUGGGAGAGUUCCACAGCCUCAUCAUCCCUCCUCACUACCUGUACCAAGUCAACAAGCUCCGCCGCAGACAGCCUGAGGAGUACAGCAAGCUGGCAUCUUCCUGUGGCAGUGGCUGGACUCCAGUGUUGGUCUUGGCUAACACACGCAGCGGUAACAACAUGGGGGAGGCUCUGCUGGGAGAAUUUCGCUCUGUUCUGAAUCCUGUGCAGGUGUUCGACCUGUCUGAGCUGACCCCCUCCAAAGCCCUGCAGCUGUGCACCCUGCUGCCCCCCGGCAGCGUCCGGGUGCUGGUGUGUGGGGGGGAUGGCACGGUGGGCUGGGUGCUGGAUGCCAUUGAUACCAUGAAGCUGAAGGGUCAAGACCAGUUUAUGCCACGGGUGACCAUCCUUCCUCUGGGGACAGGAAAUGACCUCUCCAACACUCUAGGGUGGGGUGCGGGGUAUGCCGGAGAGAUCCCCGUGGAACAGGUUCUCCGGAACAUCCUUGAUGCCGAGGUGGUCAAAAUGGACAGGUGGAAAGUGCAGGUGGCUUCAAAAGGCCUGUACUUUCGGAAGCCAAAGGUUCUGUCCAUGAACAACUACUUCUCAGUGGGGCCCGACGCUUUGAUGGCGCUCAACUUCCACACACACCGCGAGAAAACUCCUUCCUUCUUCUCCAGCCGCAUCGUCAACAAGACUGUAUAUUUCCUGUAUGGCACCAAAGAUUGUUUAGUGCAGGAAUGUAAGGAUCUGGAUAAGAGGAUUGAGUUGGAGCUGGAUGGGGAGAGGGUGGCGCUGCCCAGUCUGGAAGGCAUCAUAGUUUGCAACAUUGGUUACUGGGGCGGAGGCUGCAGACUCUGGGAGGGAAUGGGGGAUGAACCCUGCCCCCCCACACGCCUGGACGAUGGUCUUCUGGAGGUGGUGGGUGUGUUUGGCUCGUUCCACUGUGCUCAGAUCCAGGUCAAGCUGGCCAAUCCGGUACGGCUGGGACAGGCCCACACUGUCCGGCUGGUUCUCAAGAGCUCCAAGAUGCCCAUGCAGGUGGACGGAGAGCCAUGGGCCCAGGGUCCCUGCACCAUCACCAUCACCCACAAGACCCAGGCCCUCAUGCUGUACCACAGCGCCGAGCAGACCGACGAUGACGACGAAUCCAGCGCCUCUGAGACGGAGAGCCCCACCCCUCACGACUCGCCAAGGCCCCUGGGGCCCGCCUCCGCUCGUGCAUGACCCCGCACAAACAUCAUGUUAUGUGAAGGUCCUCUUUCCUUAAGUUUCUACCUUUUUUCUGCAGUCAAAUUUCUCUUAAUCCUUCACCUGCAGUGUAUAUUCCUCUUAAAUUUUUGAACACACUUCCUCAAAUGGCUUUGAUGAAAAUAUGUGUUCCCGUGUAAUCAUUUCAUAUGUUUUAAGAGAGUUUGCAGGGUUUAGAAUGCUUGGUUUGGAAAAAUGGUUAGUUAUGAUUUAUUGACUGCCUUUUAUCUGCACACUCCACAAUAUUUGUUACCUAUAGCUUAGCCACUUCCCUGGCCACAGGUGGGACAGUCAGGGGGAGGUGAAUGUUUUGGAGAAACACUGCUGUUUAUUUGCACUGAUCCUUUGUGCCAUAGACAUCUAUAGUAAACUAUACUGUAUUUAUUAUACUGUAUUCACAAAUGAAUGCCCAGUGUAGCCCUGCAGGUAUCAGUGAGCCAUCCGUAACAAGCUGUCCAGGUUCAAACCCCCACAAAGCCAUGUGUAAAUCCACAGCAGGGGAUAAGCAUUGAAAUAGAACGGUGUUGUCAAUUAUGAAGAGGAGUUUUGUCUUCAUGCAAAGCUUUAUGGCCAUUUAUUUUACUCCAGAAAGAGCACACGUUCACAUUUCAGAAUAUCGGAUUAUUUCAGGAUCACAGUUUUUAUUGUCUCCUGCUUUUGUCACCUGUGUUAAGGCUUUGAAAUAUGUUUGUUAGCCCGAAGGUCUCUGAAUCUCAGUGGAGCAAGGCCUCUGUUACAACUGCAAUGUGUUGUCAAUCACUGUUCAUGGUUGUUGUUUUGUUUACUUCAUGGUGCCCUGUCUCAAGUAGUUCCAAAAUCUACUAGAUUGUACUUAGAUACAGGAGCUACAGGAAACAGCAGACCUUUAUUUUGAAAGUACUGCCAUUUAACUUGUCGGAGGAUUGCUUUUUUCGCCUACUUGUAAAGCCUUUUGUUUUUCCUCUUCUUUACAUAGUUCCUCCUGUUUACAUCGUUUGUGUUGCACUGUUUUGGCACUUACACUGAUAAAUACCUUACACUGCUUAGGUUAUAAAAAAGAUGCUAACCGUUGAUGUUGUUGCCAAUAGUGAUAACUGCUGAUGAGAUUAAGCUGUCCUAUGUUGUUAUUUUCUUUAAGUAAUCCUUCUGCAUCAUUUGUGCAUUACCAAUGUUCACCACAAGGAGGCAGGUUAAAGACAUUUCUGUAGAUAGGUCCAGAAGAGUUGGUCCUUUACUUAAACCUUUACAGUUUAUUAGUAAUACCGUCGGGUACUUGCAUGUACUUCUCCGUGUACUGUUCAGGUGACAUUGCUCUAACUGUCGAGUUUUCCUAGUGGCAUCUUUUGUCUUCUCUACAUAAUGUCUGCAGGAGGUGUUUUGGGUUUCUGCCUAUAAGUAGCCAACUUUUAUGGCAAUGAAUUAGGGCUGCAACUAUCAACUAUUAUAGACAAAUUGCCCAUGAUUUAGAAAAUUCACUGUUUAGUAGAUAAAAUGCCUGAGAAUUGUUAAAUAGGUCCAUCCAAGUUUCUGAAUUCCAAAGUCAUUUUAACAAAAAACCCAUAAAUAUUAACUUGAAUAUGAUAUAAUACAGAGAAGUUGCGUACAUCUCAAUCCUCAAAAGGCUGAAAACAGCAUCUUUCGCAUUGACAUUUUAUUCAACAUGAAUCAAUGGCAAAUUAAUUGCUAAUUGAUUUUUUAUUUCCAUCAAAUGGAAAUAUAAUAAGUUGACUAUUUACAUUGAAUUGAUGCAGCUCUAAAAUGAAUUUCAUCCUUUGAGGUAGUGCUGUUUGGUGUAUAAUGCGUGUCUGUUGCUUACAGCCAUACCAGGAAAGCCUGAAUGAUGUUAGUUUUACUUUCUUAUGAACCUGAAGCUAACUUGCUGCACAUGAUGCUGAACAGGGGUCCGUUGUUGGCCGGGUGAUGCCUCUGCUUUUGCAAUAUGCACCUCCUUGGCAGGUAACCAAGCCUCAUGGUCUCAUGAUCACCCUGUAUUUGUUUGGUGAAUGUCUGAUUGCUCAAGGACACCUUUAUAACCUUUUACCUUCUCAUCCAUGUUUACCAGAAUUGUGUGUGUUGUGUUGCACUGACUUAGUGUAAAUGUAACUGGGGUUUAUUUGCAGGUUUUUAGCCACGCUAGCAGCAUGGUUCUGAUUGGAAACCUGUUUAGGGUUAAAUACCUAAAUAAUUGUUGGAUGCACAUUGGAUACAGAUAUUGCUGCUUCUCUGAGAAUUAAUCCUAAUGAUUGUGUUGUAUUUAGUUAAAGCCACCAACAUGUCAAAAAUGUGUUCUUUAUGUAAUUUCUCUUAUUUAAGAUGUAGUUGGAGAUUAAUGUUAAAUAGCAUGCUAACAUGCUACAUAAUAGUCUUAUACAACUUUACUGUAUGCAUGAGAGCACAUACCGACAUGCUAACUUUCCACCUUAAUCAGAGGUAGACCUUAACACCUUUGUGUUUUAGCUCAACAUGCACUAAUACAUAUUUUUAUCUUAUCCAAGUGAAAUUGGUCACUGGUAGUGUCAGACCCAGAGAGAACUAUCGCCAACUCCCCUAAGGGUAACACAGCCCUUUAGCAUCUUUCAGUUCAUAGUUUUGCUUUUAUGGCAUCACUAUUUUGGCUGAAUCUCAUCAUUCUUGUUUACAGCAGCAGAAGGAAGCUGUUUUCAGCACAAAAAGCUCUGAUAACUCCCACUGUAUUUUCGCUGCCCAGCACGAAUGGCACACAGGCAAAGCAGCACCUGGCUAGUGGCUACCUCUUUAGCUUAGUGGUAAAAGAGAUGCUACAGGCCCAAACUGGGUUACAAAAAGAGAGAAAAUUGGAGUUAUGAGUUUUGAGGUUGCCAAAAAGAUGACUUUAAAUGAAUGUUGCUCAAUGUCUGCUGGAUGUGUAAGUAGGCUUUAGUUUGAUCAUUUUAUUUUGCACUAAUACUUGAUAAAGCCAUGAUGUGUCAAACGUUUUAGUUAAUGUGGCCAAAGCCAAAACCUGAUUUUAAAGCUUUGGUCCAAUGAAAGUGGAGGGUAACUGUUUUGAAUUUUUUUGUGAUACCACAAUGACAUUUGUGUGGGAAGGAUUAACAAUUGCAAGCUGUUUUCAAACCAUCAACAUGCGUUUCCAGGCGUAUCAUGACUAUUACACCUUACAAUCUGGCUGGCGUGGCUAAAGACCUAUACUUGUUUUCUUGUUAUGUGUUGAGGGACAUGACUGAUGUUUUUGUAUGUUUUCAAACCUGUCAGUGUAUUAUUUUUCAAAUCUUGGCUGAUAUAGCAGUAUUUAUAUAGAAUCCAUUCAUCAAAGAAAGAUUCACUGUGUUCUGUGUACCGAAUUGCUUUCGUUAAUAAUGAAUAUAUAUUUGAAUACUUUUUUCUGCGGUUAAAAAAUAAGAGAACCCUAAUGGCUGAUAGGAAUGUCCAGAAAACCAUUCAUUUCACUUUGACUAAGAUAUGUUCUUAGGAGCAAGCCUUACGUGGCCUCUGCUGAACAGGACUGAAACACAAGUGUUCUUGGGAGAGAACAAGCUUUUAUUGGUAACAAUCAUGUAAUCAUAGCUGUUUACAAAAAUGGUAGGAUUUGGUGAAAUGGAUUUUGACUGAAAUGAAUGUAAUGAUCUUUUGAUUUUAAACACAUUCCCAUAAAUAUUUUCAUAUAUAA